Messenger RNA from Funneliformis mosseae, 240 nucleotides. The record is from the annotation of a GenBank genome assembly. NCBI's taxonomy places the organism in Eukaryota, Fungi, Glomeromycota, Glomeromycetes, Glomerales, Glomeraceae.
CCAAUUUAUUCUACCAAAAAGGACCGAUUAAAACAUGAAUAUUUUGAGUGGUUAAAAAGAAAUUACAAACCUCUAUUUUUAACAAAGAUUGAUAAAUAUUCUAAUCAAUCAUAUGAAAAUCUAUUUACUUUACAUUCUAAUCCCGGAACUCUUCAAGAUUCAGAAAGUUUAUUAGAAGACUAUGAUUCUAUUUAUGAUAAAUUAAUAGAAACAACAACUAAAUCACUUGGACUUCUCUAA